Messenger RNA from Micropterus salmoides (largemouth bass), 1841 nucleotides. RefSeq lists its product as uncharacterized. NCBI's taxonomy places the organism in Eukaryota, Metazoa, Chordata, Actinopteri, Centrarchiformes, Centrarchidae. The transcript is spliced from 10 exons. Bases 145 to 1815 code for a protein of 556 amino acids. The record is from RefSeq and is a predicted model, not a curated record.
AAGGAUUUUGGGAUGCUAAAUAAAAAAGGCCUAGCUUGUAUCUUCUAAUUGGAUUAUUGUUGCGUUUGCAUGGUGACAUAUGAAUAGGUAAUGCAAUAGAAAUUGUAUUUUUGCUUAAGCUCUUUUUUUGUUUGUUUCAGAUCAAUGGACACAUUUGUCAUAAACAUUUUGACAGACUGGCAACUGACUGACCUUGUCGAAAGAUUUAAAGAGGAGGGGAUUGAUGAGGAGAGUUUUAUUCUUUUAGACGAGCCUACCAUCAACCAGCUGAUCCCAAGAGCUGGCCCUCGGCUGAAGUUCCUAAAAAAAUUUAGAGAACUUGUAAGCUCAGUUGAACCUGCUGUUGUCCCUGCUAUCCCACCUACAAUCUCUGAUGUCACACGAACUGCCACGCCUCCACACCCCAUGGAGGAUCAAGCAGCUGCUGUGAAUGGUGAUAUCGAUUUGAAUUCGUAUCACCUUUCACUUCAUAAAGUAAGAGAUCUGCAAUGUUGUCUCUUGUGUAAAUUUUCUCAGGAUGUCCGGCAGAUUCUUACAGGCUUACAUGAUGGCAAGGAAAUUGUUGAGAGCCUUGAUGAAGAUAAUGUCAUCACAGCUAGUCAGAGACGUCUCCUCGUCCGUAUCUUGGUGUCGUACCUCGUUGAGAAGUUUGGAGAGAAUCCUACAUCAGAAACCAAAAAGGCACUGGCUUUGGGUUUGGUUCAGUCAUUUGCCUGUUUGAAAGACUCAUCAAGCAGUGGCAGCGUGAGUGUUUCUUCUCUGAGGACAGACAGACGUACAGACAAAACCUGUUCUAACCGUAGCCCAUGCUGUCAGUCAAACGUGCCUCAUCUCUAUUCAUUAAAGAUUUUGAUUUCUUGGCAGGAAAUAUGGUACACCCCAGGACGGAGCCACCGGCCAGCCACUGGAUUCCUAGAGGAAAGGCUGCGGAACAUCAGGAAGCGGCUGAGAUCAUGGCACAGACGACAUCACCACAAACGCCAGAUGAUGCUGCUCUUGCAAGGCCUCUCAUACCAGCCCAUCAGCCAGGUAGAGACCUAUAUGGAAAACACGGCAGUCUACAGGGCAAAGUGGAUCAGAGAAAACAGUUGGACUAUUGAUCAAAUCCUUGAAGAGUUCCCUCGCCUAAUGACCAAAGGCAUGAUUGCACAGGACUUUCUUGUCCUACAUGGGGAAGCUGCAUCCAAGCUUUUUGAAACUUGGCUGACCAUUUAUGCAGAGAAGGUCCUGUACCUGGCAAGACAGGAGGGGAAUCUAACAUUGCCCCUGGAUGGUUUAACACCAGAUGGCGUUGGGGAACUUGCCCUGAGGCAGCUGCCAGGAUUACUCCCCCCCACAACAUACAAAGUUGGCCGUGGCCGCGGUGCGAAAGUGGUACGCCACACCAAUUUUGAAUGCAGCUUGGCCUUCGUCGAUCAUAAGGCUCCUGGAAUAAACAUGGUCGAGUACCUCCAUGAGGCCAAGGCGUCCAAGCCAUACCCCCACGUCCUGACGCUGGGGAAUGACGGUAGUGCAUCUCAGGCAUUCGUAAUAAUAUCUGGACAGGCCGUGGAGCAAGAAACACUGCUUCAGGCCAUUGAUGUCUGUUUUAAGGCAUUUUUUGUCUUUGACGUUGAAUACCCAAAACAAUGUGAGCAUGUGUGGAAAUUCAUGCAAAAUGUGAUCUAUGAAAUUCCAGGAGGGGAGUCAAAAAUGGUUACGUUUUUAAAACUAGAAUACUUGCUUGCAAGUAGCUUAAUAGCAGCUUUUAGGAAUUUUAAUUUGUUCAAAAUAGAGCUGCUGAGUGUUGGCCUGUCGAGUGUUCAACCAGUUUAAUCAAAAUUCUGGAGUUCUUCAGGUUU